Molecule: messenger RNA, 3643 nt
Organism: Bolinopsis microptera
Lineage: Eukaryota; Metazoa; Ctenophora; Tentaculata; Lobata; Bolinopsidae
Exons: 7
Coding region: 100-2943 (947 amino acids)
Biological process (GO): adenylate cyclase-activating adrenergic receptor signaling pathway
Cellular component (GO): plasma membrane
Molecular function (GO): G protein-coupled receptor activity
Source: RefSeq, a predicted model, not a curated record
AGGCGAACGAAAGGCAUGAAGAAACCCACCACUGAAGUUACCCAAACAUUUAGGACACUGCAGAAGCUUUUCAGACACCGGUAAACAGAACCAUCUGAAAUGGACCCGGAGUAUGGUUUCAACCAAACGGCGGUCCACCUUAAACCGGACUUUCAGCGCUUUGACGCGCACAUGGCAGUAUUGACAAUCUUCCUCGUCCUGUUCGGUUUUGUUUUCAAUAUCCUCAUCUUCUACGUGUUCUGGGGAAUGAGGAAGUCAGCUAGUGCGCUUAUCUUCCUGAACCUGGCAGCAGUGGAUGUAGUGCUGGUGUGCCUGGUGAUGCCCUACUCGGUGACAAUCCUCCUGACCCGGGCUCUCGGAGAUAAGGGUCCGCCUCAUCACCUCUUCUGUGCAGUGUCAGGGUGCUUGUUCGAGACAUCUGUUUUGUGUACUGUGGGCUUUAUUCUGUUGGCCAGUGCGGACAGAUUCCUGGGAGUCUACCACCAUGUUUAUCAUAGGAAGUACUUCUCCAGAUAUAAUCUCAUGAAGAUGAUCCUGUGUAUUUGGGUAAUAUCUCCAAUGUUAAUCCUCACCUACGUAACAUCAUGGCUAAUCUUCUCCACCCACGAGGAUCACAAAACCUUCACCAACCUCAAGAUCUUCACCGUGUGUAUGGGACAGUACUGGCUCCGGAACGAGAACCACGUUCUGGGCAAUGUUCCCAGCUAUCUCACUGUAGCUCUGCUUACUUUGCUCAUGGUGGUUAUUGUUAUAAGCAACUUAGCUGUGUUAAAGCAGUUGUUCAAGAAGAAAGAAAAGGCCCUUGCUAGCCUUCAGACAGCCGGCCCAGCAACGAGGCAGAGAAGAAAGAAUGUAUCAGUUUUAGUGCCUCCAGUUCUAAUACAAACUGGUUCUACACAGACAAUACAAGUUGCCAAGGAACAAUUGAAGCGGAUAUCAUUGGCAGAGCAGGAUGUGAGAAAAAGUGAAAGAAUCUUCCAGACUGAUUCGAAUGGUGAUGUGACUGGUAUCAAUAUAAAUGCCAUAAUGAAACUGUAUGUUAAAGCAACGAGAAGAGCCAAGUGUACCACCCACACUAACAGUCAGAGGCGGAUCAGCUCCCGAGGGUCACCCUCCAACCGGAAAAGCUCAGAGAAUUUUCUGAAAUCAGACUCAGCAGAGACGCCGCCCAUUCUAGAUAAUCUGCUGCUAACCCCCAAAAACUCUACGGUGGGCGGUAGUUUGAUAGGUAGUGUGAUAGCGGAGGAAGAAGAGGAAGAGGAGGAAGAGGAAGAAGAUGAAGAGGAGAUGGAGUUUGAGCUAUCCGAGGAGGACAUUGAUGAGGAAUUAGCAAUUCUGGCAGUCGAUUCUCCCAUUUGCUGCGAUGGAGAGGACUCUUCCGGAUCAAUAUCCCUGUCUCCGGACGAUGAAGAUGAGGAAGAAGAAGAGGCGACAGAAUCUGACGUUGAUACAAUAUGGAAAGUCAUCAAAUUUGUUGCUGCUCUGAAAAGAAACUCCAAGAAGCGUGCCGGAAACUGGGAGCUAGUUAGAAGCAGCAGUGACUCAGAUCUAAGCCUGCUACAGGAUAACUGCAAUAACAUGGACUACAGGAUAGUGACUCCUGCUAAGGAGAAGAAAGCUAGGAAGUAUAGUGAGAUGAGUAAUGCUUAUCUGACAGCCCACAGUCGGAGUCUCCCUUAUCAGCCCUUAUCUUUUGAGAGAUCUGUUAAGAGUCCAACCAUGGAAGAGCUGAACGAGCUGGUAAAUGGAGGAGAACUAAGUCCACUAGUUAAGAGGAACAAGCAGCCAGACUUAGCGUCCCUUAUCACCAUGGUGACUAGACUGAAACGGAGGUCCAAGGAGGCAAAGCAGCGAGUAAGCCACACCACAUCGUUUGCCAGGAGAACUAGUACAAUAGUAGAUGCGAUACUGCCCAAAAGAAGUUGCGGAGGGGAUGGAAAUGGGUGCAGUCAGGAAUUGUUCAAAGAAGACAAGACGAAGCCUUCGUCUUCCUCCUGGGGAACCCUUGCUGUAAUAGCCAAAAUGCGAUCUAAAUUUAUCAAAAACCGAGAACGUAGAACACCAUCUUCGGAACCUGACUCAGAUCUCCAAACAGAAACCGACUUCCUCAGCUCAACUUGUGAUCAGGUGGAGAUGAUGGAGAACAGGGGUAUCAAUAUCCCGCUCAACACCAUAACAGAGGAAGUAUAUUCUCCUGAGAGGCAAGCAGGGAGAUGGCCAGAGGAAGCUAUCGUGCCAGAGAGACGCAACAACCUCCUAGCUAUACCACCAGCUUUCAGUCCCGCUGCCACGCCCAUCAAGAAAAAUUCUCUGGCGGGAGAGAGAACUUCGCCGAACUUCAAUAGAAGUCGCUCACUAGAUCUAGAUUCAUUCGAUCCAAAUCAGAUGGGAUCUCAGCCCAUCAAACGAAGGAGGGGAGGGUUUCUAAUCAACAAGGAUGACAUGAUGACCCCAUCCCCGUCCCCCUCAAUGUUUGGUAAUGGCAGCAACACCCCCCAGGGUAGCGUCCCACGUGACAGCUGCUACGCUAACACGCCCUCCUCGUUCGGGCGGCGUGUGCGCGCGUCCAUGAGCAUGCGCAACUCCCUCAACAUCACCAGUGUCACCACCAUGGUCUACAACUUCAAUAAACACGCCGCGAAGAAGAAGAAGGAGAUUAGAGCUGCCAAAACGAUUCUUAUUCUGGUGUUUUAUUAUAUUUUCACUUUGCUUCUCUUUGUCGUGUCCUUCUAUCACGUGUCCAUGUUGGGAGAAUCACAGAAGGCUCACCUAUCAUAUUGGCUCACGUUUUACUCGUACAUCAUAUACAUUAAUGCAGUUUUAAAUCCAGUAAUACAUUUCUGGAGAAACGCCAAAGUGAGACGCACAGUAAUCAAAAUAAUCUGCCCAAAGAAGGUCAACGAGAAAAUCAGACGAUGGAAACUCAGAGGUGGUUUUGGCUAAUUUAAAGAGGAAUAUUAUAUUUAUAGGUAGAACACAUAGGGAUAGUUAGGUACGCGCGAAUAAAAACGGUUAGGAUUAUUUUUCUUUAUUUUAUUGACAAUACUGCUUUGGUAUGCUUGAGCUUUAUCAAAACGCUAAUCAGUGGAUUUUACAGGAUUGAUAUUAAACCUUGAAAUUUUUAAACAGUGACGGAUUUAGAUAAUGUAGCGGUAAUUUUAACAAAACUGUAUAUAUAUUGGACUCAUGAGAUAUUUUAUUGCAUGCAACUCACUUUAACUGAGACCUUCGCUCCAUUAGUACUAGUGACUUUGCGUGCAGCGCAGAUUUAUUUCUGAAAUGAUACAAGCUGUUAUGAUAAUCGAUCCAACGAUACACAUUUUAACCAAUUGAACUGUUUUCUUUUAAUAACCUGAGGGUGUUAUUAGAGGUUUCAGAAAUUUAAACAGUACCUGGAGUGGACAUUGUCCGCGAAGUUAUUGAGAAAGUCAAGGUGUCUGGUAUUCAGCAGUUGGUGUUACAACCUGUAUCAAUCUAAUGGUUAUGUUAGAGGUACCAGCUGGCGUCGUAACCUGUUACCAUAUAAUUCUAACGGUUAUGUUAUAAACAUUUUAGCAAUUUCAUCUUGUUUAGAUUUGAUGUAGGAAGCUUUACCAAAAUAUUUGAUGAAAUUUAUAAUUAAAUGAAGUUUUGGUAGUCAGAU